This is a messenger RNA of Coniosporium apollinis CBS 100218, 213 nucleotides long. RefSeq lists its product as uncharacterized. Gene Ontology annotation, molecular function: DNA-binding transcription factor activity. The transcript has a single exon. The record is from RefSeq and is a predicted model, not a curated record. NCBI's taxonomy places the organism in Eukaryota, Fungi, Ascomycota, Dothideomycetes. The annotation marks the transcript as partial. Gene Ontology annotation, biological process: regulation of DNA-templated transcription.
AUGGUUACAGAGACGCGAAGGCCGUCAGAAGCUAGGAAGAUCAGCGAAGCCAGCAAGGCCAGCAAGGCCAGCAAGGCCAGCACGGAUGCAGAUACGGAAGAGCCGGCGAAGCGCGAGAAAUCCCUAGAAAAAAAUAGACUGGCUGCAGGCCGAUGUAGACAAAAGAGGAAACAGCUAGCCGACGAGCUGCAGAACCGGGCGAGAGAGGAGAGG